UGGCCCUUGGUGCUGUGGCGCACGGUCGCGCCGCGCGCCCUGCCUCGCAGGCCCCGCAGCGCCUAGCGCGCGCACGCGUGUGUGCGCACGAGUGCCGUAUUCGGGGCCGAGCGCGAGGACCGCGAGCCCCGAGAAGGAACAGCCCCGGAGUGACGAGCGAGUGGCGGCGCGACGGCCGGAGCGGCGAAUGACGAGGCCAGCAGGGCGUGUGCGUCUUCGGCGGUGCUUCUCCCAGCGUUAGCAAAGGCACGAGCAGUCCGUGCGGAGGCAUGGGCGCAGCAGCGGCAGGAGCAGCGGCAGCAGUGGCAGCAACGCGCGGCGUCUCCUCCGCGAGAUGAGCGAGCUACAGGCCACCCUCGAGUUCUCCCUCGAGCUUUGCAAGUUUUACAAUGUCGACCUCUUCCAACGCGGCUUCUACCAGAUCCGGACUUCCCUGCGAGUCUCGCCCAAACUGCCUAUCAAGGUCGAAGUCAACCAGAUUUCCAAUCGCUUGGUCACGAAGAGCAGGGACAAAAAGAAAGAGUCGCUGGAGGCGCCGGGCACGAGCAAGCGUUUCCAAAUACUCUAUCGGAACGAGGAGGUGACGCUGGGCACCUCGGUGCUCUUUCGGGCACACGUCCUCGUCCACAGCCACAAAAUCGAGGAAGCCCUCGCGCGGACCAACUUCCACCUCGGCGUCGAUCUGUGGUUCGGCGAGCCCGGACAGUCGACCAGCAUGACCUGCGUCUCAUCCAGGGCGCUGCAGUUGAAUUUCACGCCGACCAAGGGACUUCACUAUCACCUGCCGGUACUCUUUGAUUACUUCCACCUGGCGGCCGUGUCCAUCACCGUACACUGCUGCCUGGUGGCGCUCCAUCAGCCCAACAUCAAGAAGAGCAUCCUCCAUUACGUACAGAGCUGCGCGCCGAGGGGAGGCAAGUCUUGGUCGCAGGCUAAGCAGACAGCCAACGGCGCCGACAGCAAUCCGUUCUCCAAAUAUCCCGAAACGACGCCGCGGACGCAAAGCGCCAAGCUGGUGCAGCAGGAGGUGGCGAGGUUGCUGCUGGAGGCGCGCGAGAAUCUCCUCGGCGAGCUGGCCGAAAUGGCGAGACUGCUGCCCGCCUGGCAGCAGCGCACGCUCGAGCUCGCCCAGAGCACGCACCAGGAGCUCACCAAGAUGAUGGACGUCGAGGAGGCGGACGUGGCGCAGCUGUGCGCGCGGAACAUCCUGCUCUGGGAGCACUUCCUGGAGGCGUUCUCCGGCAGGGACGCGGUCCACCGGCACUUGGCGCGAGUGCACCACCAGCUGAGGGUUCGUGCCGGGCCGCGAGCCGCCGCCGGCUCGCGGCUCCCAGACCCGCCCCGCCCUCGCGCCCCGCUAGCCGCCGCUCGCCCCCUCUCGCUCGCUCUCUCUCUCUCUCCUCUCCCGCAGGUGCGUCGUUUCGCCGAGGGCUUCUUCGUGCAGGAGAACCCGCGGACGUCGGCGGCGGGCUGCUACGACGCCAACUACCAGACGUACCAGGCCGUGAGCGAGGCGGCCAGACGCUCGCGAUACCUGGCCGCGCUGCCCAACCUGCCGGUCCACUGUCCCGAGCUCGACGGCGACCUGCACAGCCUGCCGCUGAUCUUCGAGGACCGCUACGCCGACGCGCAGCCGCGGCAGUGCAGCAGCGUGCCGGGCCUGGACGACUGCAGCUGCGGCACGGGCGCGGGCCCGUGGGACUGCCGGGGCGGCUGGUCGCCGAGCUCGGAGGGCGCGAGCCUGCCGGCGCGCCACAGCAAGUCGCUGGACCAGCUGGGCCCCGAGCUCGCGGCCGCGCGCCGCCCGGCGUCGGCGAGCGCCGCGCCGUCGCCCACCAACCGCGGCCUGCCGCGGAGCGCCUCCAGCCAGCUGAUCGGCGGCGGCGGCGGUGGCGGCGGCGCCAGGAGCCAGCGCGCGGCCGGCAGGCUGGCCGCGCCGAGCCCCCCGAGCCCCCCGAGCCCCCCGGCGCCGCUGGCCACGCUGCCGCGGGCCAAGUCCACGCAGACGCUGCCGCGCCAGGGCCUGCGCUCGCAGCCGGCGACGGGCGAGGCCCGCGGCGAGGGCGCGCGCUCGCGGUCCAUCACCUCGCUGCUCGCGGCCAUGUUCCCGGAGAUUCCGCGCGGCGGGCAGUUGCCUGGCUACCGGCCCUCGGCCGCCGGACCCGCCGUGAAGCUGCCCGGCUGCGUGGGCAGCCUUGACCUCGCGCAGAUAGCCGACAACACGUCUCUGUACGCCGAGACCGCCUUCUUCACCGAUGUGACGGCCAGCCCUGCGGACGCGCGCUCGCCGCUGCAGCGGCCACCUCUGGACGCCGAGCCGAGGGCCAACGCCGAGGUCCUGUACACGGCCAAUCCGGACCGAGCCGGCUGCCGCGGGCAGCGCAAGCAGUCGGUCGGCAGUGCUGCUGCAAGUUGGUUCGACGAUAAACGGCCGCGUUGCGUUCCGCAAUUGAAUUACGCGUCCAACUGCAGACUCGGGGCGAGUAACAAUGGGGCGCUAGAGCAGCCGCGGAAGUACAACACCGUGGGCAGAUCGAGCGCCGCUCAGCGAGCUCGCCAGCAGCCGAUGAACAACGGCACGAGUCAGGCGCACGAGUCGCCGACUUACGGCACUCUGCAGGCGAGAAGGACCAACGGCAGCGCGCACUCGCUGCCAAAGAGGCCCAAGAGUUCCGACCGCGCUUUCGACCACCACGACGAUCCGUGGAAGCGGAACCACCAAAUCUGCAAGGACAGCAACGGCGGCGCGAACAAACGACGAGCCGACGAGCGUCGGAAAGAGCCGCUUUACGACGCCAACCACGCCAACCACGCCAACCACGCCAAUCAGAACGGCGCGAGCAAGGACUCGAGGCCGAGCGUUCAGUGCCGACGACAGAGAGCCCCCAAGCCGAGCAACCAGAACUGCAGAGCGCGCUCGGCUCCCAGCAUCAGGAUAGAGAAGUGCGACGACGAGCAGGCGAAGAACGGCGAAACCGUCGGCAAGAAGCUGGGUCACCCGCCGCCGCCCGUCGCCUACCAAGACCCACGCUCGCCCAGCCCGACCAAGCAGCCGAGCGCGAGCGCGCGCGUCCUCGAGCUGGAGAACCACGAGGGCAGCGUCGAGAACGACGACCACAGCGGCAGCGGUGGCAGCGGAGGCAGGCUGAGCUCGAAGUUGGAGUCGCUCGGUCCGGCGAUACUGUCGCCGAUCUCCUUGCCGUCGGUCAACUCGUUCAACGUGGUGGUGACCGGGGACGCGGACCCGACGCCGAGCGGCAAGCGUCUGCGCUGCGCGAGCGUGCCCGUCGCGCAGAACAAGCUCGUCGUGCCCCGCUCGGCAGUCUCGAUGCCGUGCAUGCCGAUCGGAGACGCCGCGUCGCAGCGGCCCGCCGCGAGCAGCGCGCCCGAGCAAGUCGUGGCAAGGCUGUCGCCGCCGACGUCGAGACCGUCGAGUCCGACUCUGAGCACGAGCUCGAGCAACCUCACGUCCGAGUGUAGCGGCUGGGUGAGUAGCGGCGACACGUCCAGUUCGGAGCUGAGCCAGGCCAAGCUGUCGAGCGGACAGCUGCGCCAGAAGCUGGCCAAGCUCGCGCCGAGGAAGCACGGCGGCGCCAAGGUUGGCCUCCCGGAGACUCGGGUCGGCGAAGCGGCGAGUGCUCGAUCGCGCCACUUGUUUCAGGACCACGGCAGUCCCCGCGACGGGACCGAGCGCUCGGCGCCCGCGGCACCGGCAGCCGCGAGGCACGGCUACGAGGAGGUGCGGCUGCCACCGCCAAAGAUGUUCCGGGACGAGCCGCCGCCUCCCGAGGAGUUCCGCGACCCACCGUCGCUCGGCCCUGCACCGUCGGCGACCACGAUAGACAAUCCGCUGUACCACGUGUACGAGUCGGCGAAGCAGCAGCAGCAGCAACAGCACUACCACCACCACCACCACCACCACCACCACCAUCGCCACGAGCAGCAGCAGCAGCAGCAGCAGCAGCAGCAGCAGCAGCAGCAGCAGCAUCACCACCAGCAACAUCGACGGUCGCGCAGUCCCCAGCAGACCAAGACUGCGCCGUGCAGUCCGCAGAGCAACAAGCAGAGGAUCAGCGACAGUCUGGCCUACGGCAUGGGCAGUCGCGGCGACAUCUGCGCCGACUGCUACCAGGAGGGCAAGCAGCUGCUGCAGUCGACGCAGGACGACUUGACGACUUUCAGCAAGUGCAAGGACGAGUUCAUGCGGCAGAUGUGCUUCACCGGCAGGACGUACAGCGACUGCCUGUCGCUGGCCUCCACUCUGCCUUACUUCCACGCGGGCGACGAGUACAGGCUGUUCUCGGCCGAGGGCGUCCACCUGAUCGUCUGCGUGCACGGUUUGGACGGCAACGCGGCCGACCUGCGCCUCGUCAAGACCUACCUGGAGCUGGGCUUGCCCGGCAUGCAUCUGGACUUCUUGAUGUCGGAGAAGAACAAGGGCGACACCUUCUCCGACUUCGACACGAUGACCGACAGACUGGUCGGCGAGAUCCUGCACCACAUCGACAGCUCCGGGAUCGAGCCGGGCAGAGUGAGCUUCGUCGGACACUCGCUCGGCAACAUCAUCAUCAGGAGCGCGCUGACGAGGCCGCAGCUGAGGCCGCUGCUGCCCAGGCUGCACACCUUCUUGAGCCUCAGCGGGCCGCACUUGGGGACGCUCUACAACACCAGCGGGCUCGUGAACGCCGGCAUGUGGUUCAUGCAGAAGUGGAAGAAGAGCGGCUCCCUGCUGCAGCUGGCGAUGAAGGACGCGACCGACGUGCGCCGCUCGUUCAUGUUCCGACUCAGCCAGAAGAGCAACCUGCACAGGUUCAAGCACGUGCUGCUCUGCGGGAGCGCGCAGGAUCGCUACGUGCCGCUGCACUCGGCGCGGAUCGAGCUCUGCAAAGCUGCCGUUCGCGAUCCCACCGACCAAGGCGCGGCGUACAGGGAGAUGGUGCAAAACAUCCUCUACCCAAUAAUAUCAUCGGCAAACGUAAGUUUCAUCCGCUACGACGUACAUCAUGCGUUGCCACCAACGGCAAACGCUUUGAUCGGCCGCGCCGCCCACAUCGCCGUCCUCGACUCGGAGCUCUUCAUCGAGAAGUUUCUACUGGUCACGGGCCUCAAGUACUUCAGAUAAGAGCGUCGUCCUUCUUCUGGUUUUACCAUCUUUCUGUCUUCCGUUCUCCUCGUUUGCUCGUCGCGGACAGAUUUUUCACCGCGAUGCUUCUCCGACAACUUUAUAACAAAAAGUUGUCCGUUUAUAUAUAUAUAUAUAUAAACCGACGUUCUUUGUAACUUCUUGACGAAUCACACUUCGGCAUCGUUCGUUCGACGAUAAUCUAUCGCACGAUUUUUUACUUGAAACUUUCGCUUAAUAUUCGCUGUACAUGAAUUGUGUAAAUACACGCAAACUCGGUGUUUCAGUUGUGCACAAACAAAAGAUUCGUCUUUCGCAUUCCCUUCGGUAUAAUGUAUCUUGGAAAAAUACUGUUCGUGUCUACCGAAGCAUGAGGCAGAAUAUUAUGUUCCUAUAUUAAUGUCUAAGCAUCUUUUUCGUGUGCUGUAAAUUUUUUAUUAGAUAUGUAUAUGACGAAUCGACUUGUUACAUUGUACGAUUAUCCUAAAACGAUUAACCGGAUAAUUUGUCGUUUGGCAAUUGUGGAUGCGCCUUUCCAUUUUGGCGAUGGGGGUCUUUCGACGAGAAACGGUGUUUGGCCUCGUCGUCGAAUGUUGAGACGAGAAGGCGAAGAAGACGAAGAAGAAGAAAGCAUCUUUCAUUGCUUUGAAAAUUUUAUCCGAGCGAGAAUACUGAGCGCUGUCGAGUAGAGCGUCGGUAAAUGGAGACAAAAUAUAAAAAAAUUUUAAUAAGCAAAUUCACGUAUACGAAUUGUAAAUUAUUCUUGACAAGUUUGAUAUCAAUUGUAGUUUUCAAAGUGAAGAAAGUUGCCUAUAAAUCCCAGCUGAGAAUUAAAAAGAAAUGAUAUUAAUGCUCAGCGCAGAUUUUUAAGAAAAAGAAUGCUCGAUAAUCUGUGCGCGUGAUGAAGCAUUUUAAAGAGAUCGCGAAGGAUGGAAAAAUAUGUGAAUAACGAGAGAGAAAGAGAUUGUCUGAUGUAUGCGUGUAGAGAUCAUCAACGACGAAGAUUAUAAAGAAAAAAGUAUCUUGUUGUUAGGAAAGUUUACGAAACGCAUGUCAAUUGUUCUCCCCUUCAGAUGUGUAUAAAUUUAUAGGCUGCGUGUUGUUCACGUAAAGGAGAUUCGCUAUUGCGCGACACCGUUCGAACUCUCGCUCGUUACGUAUGUUUUUUGAUAAUUUACUUGUUCGACAUUGGCUGCGCUAGUGGUGUAAUCAACAAAGACAAGCAUGUAAGCUCUACGACGAGAUAAAUCCCUCCAAUAUCGCUGCGUGGAUAACAAAAAGUUAUCAGGUACACCGUGAGGAUACACACACAACAUUUUCGAGCUCGUAUAUUUAUAGACGAUAUUAUUAGAGAAGUAUUGAUGCGUUUUAUACACGUUAUUUCUACGAAUUCAUUCAUUGUCUGAAAAUCACGUUUGAUGAGAUUUGUUUUUCACGAUGGUGUACACGCAAACAACAGCUUCGCGGACUGCGCUUACAAAUGUAUAAAUAAUUUCAUAUGAUUUUCGCUCGGCUAUGAAACCGUGAAAACAAGACAAAAUGUAUGCUCGUUAUUUUCGUACUUGAAGGCGCGCAAUCGACGAAGGCAUCGCAAACAAAAUCCUGUUAUUGUUUUUGUUUUUGAAGCAGCCACUAUAUAUUACGCUCACAGCGUGAUAUCAAAAGGAAAAGCUUGACUAUCGACUGACGUAUAAGAAUAUACGCACACUCCAGGUGUAUAUGUACAUCUGUUGAAAUCAAAGAAUACCAAUCGUUUGAAAAACCAUUUGUAUAAGCUCGAUCUAGUGAAAUAACGAACGGACUUGAUCGCCAUUCAUCGGACAAGCAGAGGAGAUGCAGAGCCCAAUAUUCUCCGGUUUUCAAGGUUACAAGCAACUCGACGCGCAUCAUUGACAAGGCUCAAGGAUUUGUGUUUACACCUCGCUGUGUCGCAUCACGAAUACCAUUCAAAUUGUACUUGUCAUCAAACGACCAAUGCUGUCCUUGUCGUUCGCAAUUAGGUUCGUUGGAAACACAAUUCUUCGUUACUUUCGUCAACAAGAUCUAGCGCGACGAGUGUGGCGUAAAUAGCUUGUAGCUUAAGACAAUGGCGAUUUCGCACAUCUUUGGAUGUCGACUUGUCUGUCGAUCGACCAACCCGAUUAGGGAUUCUGUGCCAGACAGUUGUAGCUCAAUCUGGACAAGGAAUUGUCACCUAAGUGUCAACAUCAUUGGGAGGGAGGGAGGUAGGUAGGAAGAGAUGAGUCUUCGUAGUGAGCGAAAGUUUAGCGUAUCAACAUCAAUGAUCGGCAGAGAACAAGCGGAAGAGCCAAAAAACUCUUCAUGUUACGCAACGUACGAACAUUUUAUGGCGUACACAGUGCGUGUAGCCAUGUACCUGUGCAACAUGUACUUAUACAUCUCAAGUCUUCAAUGAAUACAUUGUUUUACAAAUGCGAACGUGUAAUAAAUUAAUAAA
Phymastichus coffea is the source of this 7580-nucleotide messenger RNA. RefSeq lists its product as uncharacterized. The transcript is spliced from 17 exons. The coding region runs from base 335 to 5122 and encodes 1595 amino acids. The record is from RefSeq and is a predicted model, not a curated record. Lineage: Eukaryota; Metazoa; Arthropoda; Insecta; Hymenoptera; Eulophidae.